Esox lucius (northern pike) is the source of this 1207-nucleotide messenger RNA. RefSeq names its product cytochrome c oxidase subunit 7A-related protein, mitochondrial-like (gene cox7a2l). Lineage: Eukaryota; Metazoa; Chordata; Actinopteri; Esociformes; Esocidae. The record is from RefSeq and is marked provisional. Gene Ontology annotation, biological process: regulation of oxidative phosphorylation; mitochondrial respirasome assembly; mitochondrial electron transport, cytochrome c to oxygen.
UUUUCGCCGGGUGUUUUUGUCGAGGAAAGCUGUCUUGUAACAUUUACCCGUUCUUAGCGGGCAAUAUGACAUACUACAAGUUCAGCGGUUUCAGUCAGAGGUUGACAGGGUCGGCACCGACCCUAGCCUACAGCCCGCAGGGUCUGAGGCCUGGCUUGCCAGUAGAGCCCCCAAACAUGACGUUUGCUACACCCACCAAAAUGGUGUCAGAGUCAGGGGCCAUUGUGGAGUACCUUGGGGUGAAUAAGGUACCAGACUUCCAGAGACUGUUCCAGACAUCAGAUGGUAUUCCAGUCCACCUCAAGAGAGGUGUUCCUGACAGAUUGUUGUACCGCACCACAAUGGCUCUGACAGUAGGGGGCGCACUCUACUGCCUUGUGGCUCUCUACAUUGCUGCACAACCCAGGAAAACAACUUAAACCCAUCAAGGUGUUACCGUAUAGGCCGAAGUAGUCUAUGCGUCUUAAUCCCCAUAAAAUCUAGCGGCAAAAGGUGAUAUUGGUACCUUUUGCAUUUCACCAUUAAUUUAUCCCAUAAGGAAUUUUAUAAUAGUUUCAAAUAAGGUCUGUGUUUUGUUUAGGCUUCCCCCUGCUCUGCGUUUUGAUCAUUGUGUAAAUCUUGUCAGGACAAGGUGACGUUUGUCGACACAUUUUCUUCAGUUAACUCUAUCAAAAAAUCUUUGCCUAUAUUUUGUCAAUACUGAUAAAAGUCAACUUGUCCUAUAGAUAUUUACGCAGUUAUUAAAAUGUUGAGGUGAUAUAAUCCUACAUGAAACAGACUUUAUUUAAAAAAAAAAUCCCCUAUGGAAGAAAUUAAUGGUGUGAAAAUGCAAAGAAAAUUAAAAAGGUUUUAUUUGGAUUUUGACUCAUACUUUUUCAGUCAAUCGUCCAGCCUGGUUCAGCCCAGCAGAUGCCGACUCGGGCAUAUUCUGGAGGGCCAAAUUUUACAAUGUUUGGGAAGUGUUUAUAAUGUUUGGGAAGUUUCACAUCAUGAAAUAUCCUGGCUAAUCCCAAUCCAGGGCUCCCUAAUGACACCAUCCACAGCUCUAAGACCAAAACUGUGCUGAGGUUUUGAUGAUGAUAAAGCUAAGGAAAAAGAUCCCUGUAAACGCAUAAGGAUAUGUGAUGUCUGUCCAGGUCGCAAACACAAUGCAACUGUUGUCUGUCUUGAUUAUUUUUUUAAUAAAAAGACAAGUUUGUAAAUGUCA